GGGCCGGCUUCGCUGCGCUGCGCGGGGCUGGGCUCGGCCUCGGCCGCCGCCGCCGCCGCCGCCGCAUCGGGGAGAAGAACUUGCCGAGGGGCGGGUGGAGGGGCCCGGCUUCCUGGAGCCCGGAGCCAGAGCCGGAGUCGGAGCCGGAGCCGGAGCAGGAGCUAGGGCACGUAGGGCGAGCACCCUCUCCUUGCACCCGGUAUGUGUCUCACCCUUCCAGGUGAGCAGGAUUUCCCUUCAGCUUCCUUGGCCUGUAGAUUCCCAGGACCAGUGUCUCCUUCUGUUCCAUCUGCCAAGCGGAUCCCUCCCAUGAGCCACCAAGUCCAGUGGGGUCAGGUGUACGGCACAGAUAAGUCAGCGAUGGAAAUUCCACGGGAGAGAAUGAGGGGAGCCUGUGUGACUUCUUCUGGGUGUGGAUACCUCAUCAUCUCCCUUGUCAGUCUCAUGCGUCAGCAGCCAGCCUGCAGCAUUCGCCAUGGUUUUUGGUGAGUUUUUCCACAGCCCUGGACAAGACGAGGAACUGGUUAACCUGAACGUUGGGGGCUUCAGGCAGUCUGUUGGCCAGAGCACCCUCCUACGUUUUCCUCAUACCAGACUAGGGCGCUUACUCACCUGCCACUCCGAGGAGGCCAUCCUGGAGCUCUGUGAUGACUACAGUGUGGCUGAGAAGGAGUAUUACUUUGACCGAAACCCCUCCUUGUUCCGCUACGUCUUGAAUUUUUACUAUACGGGCAAGCUUCACGUCAUGGAGGAGCUCUGCGUGUUCUCCUUCUGCCAGGAGAUUGAGUACUGGGGCAUUAAUGAGCUCUUCCUCGACUCCUGCUGCAGUAACUGGUACCAGGAACGAAAAGAUGAUAAUCCCACCAAGGACUGGGACCAGAAGAGCAACGACGUGAGUACGGACUCUUUCGAAGAGUCGUCCAUCUUUGAGAAGGAGCUGGAGAAGUUCGACAUGAUGCGCUUUGGCAACCUCAGGAAGAAGAUCUGGAUCAGGAUGGAAAACCCUGCCUCUUGUUUGUCAGCCAAGCUCAUAGCCAUCUCUUCCUUAAGCGUCGUGCUGGCGUCCAUUGUGGCGAUGUGUGUCCACAGCAUGGCGGAGUUCCAGAAAACAGAGGAUGGGGUAGAAAACCCCAUUUUGGAGGCGGUGGAAAUCACAUGCAUCGUCUGGUUCACUGGUGAAUUAGUGAUAAGGCUGGUGGCUGCCCCUUGUCAAAAGAAGUUCUGGAAGAGCCCGCUAAACAUCAUUGACUUUGUCUCCAUCAUCCCUUUCUACGCCACAUUGGCUGUGGACACCAAAGAUGAGGACAGCGAAGACAUUGAGAAUGUAGGGAAGGUGGUUCAGAUCCUGAGGCUCAUGAGAAUAUUUCGUAUCCUGAAGCUGGCCCGGCAUUCGGUUGGGCUCCGGUCUCUUGGGGCCACAUUGAGACACAGCUAUCAUGAGGUUGGGCUGCUCCUCCUCUUCCUGUCAGUGGGAAUUUCCAUCUUUUCUGUGCUUGUCUACUCUGUGGAAAAAGAUGAUGCUCAGUCGGGGCUUACCAGCAUCCCUAUCUGCUGGUGGUGGGCUACCAUCAGCAUGACCACUGUGGGCUAUGGAGACACCCAUCCUGUCACGUUGGCAGGAAAACUCUUGGGGAGCACCUGUAUCAUCUGUGGGAUCCUGGUGGUGGCCCUUCCCAUCACCAUUAUUUUCAACAAGUUUUCCAAGUAUUAUCAGAAACAGAAGGAUGUUGAUGCGGACCAUGGCAGUGAUGAGCCAGCCGAGGGCUGCAACGAGCUACCAUACUUCAACAUUAGGGAUAUUUAUGCUAAGCGAGUACAUUCCUUUAUCUCUAGCCUUUCUUCUGCAGGGAUUGUAGUGAGUGAGCAAGACUCCACAGAUGCAUCUAGUAUUGAUGAGGCUGAGGACAUUUAUGACACUGUAUCCUUAGAGAAUGACACAAUGAAGUGAUGCAUUCUGGAGACAUCAGCUGCCUAUGGGGGAUUCAGGAGGCUGGGUUUGAGUUAUGGCUCUGCCAUUUGCUAGCUGUGUGACCUUGGGCAAGUCACUUGCUUUCUAGGAGCCUCAGUUUCCCUCUUUGUCAAGGUGGGAGAGUUAGGUUCAGUCUCUGAGAUCACUUCCAGCUUUGACAACCUGGGACCCCUGGGACUCUGGUGAGAGGCUUUCAUGUUGGUUUUGUUGGGGUCCUGCUGCCAUUCUUCCAACAUUUAGCCACUCUGACCUUCUAGCCUUUGGCACAUUGGUUCAGAUCACUAAUUCUCAGGGUGAACCUUUUGGCCACGGUUAGACAAUCAUUGCUCGUAAUUCAUAGCUCAGGCUUUAUUUUUUUCUCAAGGAGGCUGAAGAAGAUGCCUGAUUCAGCAAUUUAUUUUUUACAUAGCGUCCUUGAUGCAGUUUGAGACAAGGGAGGAAGCAGUUCUAAAUGCCGCAUUGAUACCCGCAACCAGCGCACAGGGGACAUCCUUCCUCAUGGGCUAGGAACUGACCAUAGUCCUGAUGAAGGGAAACUGCUGGUGUGUGGCACGGGAUGCAGGCAAUGAAAGAUUCUACAUGCAUGUAAAAGCCAUGAAGUGAGAACGGUGCAUGUGCAUUCAAGUUCACACGCUAAACAUGGAGAUUAGGAGCCUAAUAAACAUCCUACA
This is a messenger RNA of Phascolarctos cinereus (koala), 2640 nucleotides long. NCBI's taxonomy places the organism in Eukaryota, Metazoa, Chordata, Mammalia, Diprotodontia, Phascolarctidae. The record is from RefSeq and is a predicted model, not a curated record.